AUGGGAGGGUCCUUGGGGGAUCCUCCCAGGCUGCCGCCAGGGCAGGUAUUCCUCGGCGAGAGGGCGUCAGCAGGCGAGGGCGGCGUGGGGGGCUGCGGCGUGGGGGGCGGCGUCCAGGCGGCCGCCCAUGCUCUCUUCUCAGCCGGCGCCUUUGCCUUCUAUCUGCGGGUCGAGGACCGCAGGAGCCCCAUGGAGCCGCGUUCCCCCACCCGGACCGGUUCCCCUGGGCCAGGCGACGACGCCGACACGCAGCGCGGCCGAACCCCCCCGCUCUCUGGCCCCCAAGGCGCCCCGCCGCCGCCCGCUCUCACAGCCACACUGCGCGGCGCGGCCGGCGAGGGGAGAACCACGCUGGCCAUCGCCUGGGCCCAGACCUCCGUGUUGGACCGAGACCUGGCGAGACCCGGCAUGAAGGAAGCCAACCUCCGCCAGCUCCUGGGCAAGCGCCUCCUCCUCAGGGGCAGGGGCCGUGAGGGCUGCGAGUCCUUCGUCCACCUCAGUGUCCAGCAGUUCUUUGCCGCCAUGUUCUGUGUCCUGGAGGACGGCCCCAGGGGCCGCAGCGGGGAGGUGCGGAGGCUGCUGUCCAAGCAAGAAAGACUCGACCACCGCAGCCUGGCCCCGGUGGGCCCGGUCCUACUCGGCCUUGCCCACGGAGGGCCGGCCGCGGCGCUGGAGGCCACUCCUGGCUGCCGGGUGUCCCCAGGCAUCGCGCAGGACGGGCCAGGGCCCCGCGGGGAGAGGCCCUCCUCCGUGCGGGACUGGGAGGCGGCUUCUCCCCGGCUUCACGCGGCUCAGGGGGGGCAGCUCACCGAGGCGGCCGCGGCCCAGGCCCAGCGUGUGGCCGUGCACCUGGCCAGCGCGGCCGAAAUGGCUCGGUCUUCCUCCUGCCUCAGGCGCUGCGCGCACCUGCGGGAGCUGUCCCUGCAGGUGGCCGAGGGGCUGUUCCUGGAGGACGCCGCCCGCGCAGCGGCCCCCUGGGCCCAGAGGUCCCGGCGAGACCAGCACGUACUGCGCCUCUGGACGGACUUCUGCUCCGUGCUCAGUUCCAGCCAGAGCCUGAGCUCCCUGCAGCUGGGCCGCGGCUUCCUCAGUCGCUCCUCCGUGCGGAUCCUGUGUGAGCGGAUCACGCGCGCCACCUGUCGCCUCCAGAGACUGGUCUCUCGUAAGCUCUCAGCUGAGCGAGCGCACGGGCAGGCAGAGGGGGAGGGCGAGCUCCGUAGUCUCCAGAAAGGGGACGAGAAACUCAGGAGGAACCAUCAGAGCGAGAGACCUUGCUACCUGAACACUAAGGGGUUUCGCAGGGCUGGUCCUAUGCGCCGGAAAGCGGAACUGGCCGGCCGCCACGGGGCCACGCGGCUGCCACAGCGGUGGCUCGGCUUGGAGAACUGCCGCCUCACAGAAGCCUUGUGCAAGGAGCUGGCUCCUGCUCUGGCCGUCAGCCGGACCCUGACACACCUGUGCCUGGCCAACAACGGCCUGGGGGACGGCGGGGUGAAGCGCCUGUGCGAGGGCCUGAGCUACCCCGAGUGUAAACUGCAGGCCCUGGGGCUGUGGCGCUGUGACGUAACCAGCCGUGGCUGUGCACACAUCUCCGAGCUGCUCCAAGGCGGCUGCGGCCUGAGGGACUUGGACCUGGGCCUUAACCCCAUAGCUUCCGGGCUGUCGUUCCUCUGUGAGGCUUUGAAGAAACCCAGUUGCAACCUAAAAUGUCUGGGGCUCUGCGGCUGCUCGGUCACCGCCGCCGGCUGUCCCGACCUUGCGUCGGCUCUCAGCGGCAGCCGGGCACUGGAGACGCUGGACCUGGCGCAGAACGACCUGGGGCCGAGCGGCGUGGUGGCGCUCCUGGACGCCCUGACGCACAGGACCGGCCCCCUGAAGACGCUCCGGCUGGAGGCGGGUGCGUGCAGCGCGGGCGUCCAGCGGCUGCUGCGGGAAGUGAAGGAGAGCAACGCCCGGCUGACGGUCGACUGCUCAGCGGCACCAGCAAUGGCCCCACCACAAACAGCAGUUGGGGACCAGAGUGGGACCCCUACCCCUGAGGAGAGGGAGGCCUGCCCCAGCCGCCCUGAGGCUUUCUCCCAGAGAGGGAACCGGGUCACCUCCCGGCUCCUGGUUCUGUCUCGGCGUGACAGCGGAGACCAGGCCUUCGGCAUGUGUGACCCCACCCUCGUCACCUUCACGUGCCACCUGGAGACGGCCACAGAGGUUCUUUCUGCGCCAGGAGGGCAAGUGCAGCCCCGGCUGCGGAAGGGCGGGAGGGGUCGGCGUUCCCGUGGGCCCAUGGCGGCAGCUCACAGCCGGCGGACGGCGCUUCGGCUCUCACAACAGCCGCCCGUGGUCCUUUCCCCGCAAGCAGACAAACACGUGCGCAGGCGCGGGAGCGGGAAAUGA
Molecule: messenger RNA, 2391 nt
Organism: Condylura cristata (star-nosed mole)
Lineage: Eukaryota; Metazoa; Chordata; Mammalia; Eulipotyphla; Talpidae
Gene: NLRP7
Product: NLR family, pyrin domain containing 7
Exons: 14
Coding region: 1-2391 (796 amino acids)
Biological process (GO): regulation of inflammatory response
Cellular component (GO): cytoplasm
Molecular function (GO): protein binding
Source: RefSeq, a predicted model, not a curated record